AUGGCUCACCUCACGCUCGGCUACAAUGACAAGCAUCCCUUUGCCCAAGUCCCCAUUACAGAUCGCGCCUCGGUCCAGGAGCUUCUCCGGACGCUUCUUGACCCUCUCGAGCCUUUCUUCUCACCCCAAAAGGCCCGCGUCAAGUGCCCUGGAGCCACGGCCGUCAGAUUUGACCAGACUGCGUCCGAGGUAGAAGGCUUCUUCCGUCCUAUCUGGGGUCUGGCGUGCCUUCUGGCCGGGGGUGGCCAGUACCGCGGCACCGACUGGUGGGUUCAGGGGAUCAAGGCUGGCACCGACCCAGAAAGCCCCGAGUAUUGGGGAUAUCCUCGUGAUAAUGACCAGCGGAUGGUUGAGAUGUGCCCUUUUGGAUUCGCGCUGGCCGUCGCACCAGAGUUAUGGAACGGUCUUUCGGCAAAGGAGCAAGCCAACGUCGAGAACUGGCUUGGAAACUCUAUCAACGAGAAAAACAUGCCCAACACCAACUGGCUCUGGUUCCGCGUCUUCGCCAACCUAGGACUCAAGCAAAAUGGAGCGAAGUACUCGGAGGAACGGCUCGAGAGCGACAUCAAGCACCUCGAUACCUUCUACCGAGGAGAUGGCUGGUCCAACGACGGUCCUGAGGGCAUCCAUCAAAUGGAUUAUUAUUCCUCCAGCUUCGCCAUCCACUUCCUUCAGCUGCUCUACGCCAAACUCGCCGCCAAGGCUGAUCCGUCCCGCGCAAAGGAGUUCAAGCACCGUGCUGAGAUCGCCGCCCUCGACCUCGUCCACUAUCAUGACACGCUCGGCCGAGCCAUCCCGUUUGGCCGUAGUUUAGUCUACCGCUUCGCCAUGGUCUCGUUUUGGGGCGCCCUGGCCUACGCAGACGUCGACCUGCCGGCUCCCCUAACGUGGGGCAUGGUCAAGGGAAUUGUCCUCCGCAAUCUCAGGUGGUGGCAGACGCAGGGUGACAUCUGGACGUCGAGUGGGACGCUGUCUCUCGGGUUUUCGUACCCGAGCAUGUUCCAUAUUGUUUCCGAUGCUAGAUCGCUGACCCUUAUUUCACGUGAAACACUUGCAGAUUACCGAGAAUUACAACAGCCCUGGAAGUCCUUUCCGGAGCAACAUCCGUUCUGGACAUCAGAGGAAGAGCCAAUCAGCCCCCAGAUUCCCAAAAUCAAGGCAAUCCGGCAUCCAGGUCACAUUACCAGUUACCUUGGUGGACAUUGUAUGCUCCUCUCUUCGGGCCAAGCAUGCGGUUAUCCAAUGAAGGCCACCCACGCCAAAUAUGGAGCGUUCGCAUACAGCAGCGCCUUUGGAUACUCCGUGCCCUCCGGGCUCUUCUCCUUGGAGCAAUAUGCCUUGGCAUCGCAGCUGGGGCUUUCGGAUGAUGGUGGCGAAUAUUGGAAGACGAGGAGGCUGUCCGAGUAUGCCGCUAUUGAAGAGCGAGACGGCCAGCCCAUUCUCGUUUCAGUCUGGAAGCCUUUUGCCGAUGUCAAGAUCAAGACAUUGUUGGUGCCCCCUGUUGAAAGCACGCCAAACUGGCAUCUGCGGGUGCAUCACAUCCAAGCUGGUCGAGAGGUCAUGACCGCAGAUGGUGCCUUUGCCAUCCGCAACGUCAAUUCCGAGAACGGAAGAUACUUGGAUCUAUACGACGAAACAAAAGGCGAGGGAACAAGCCCCAAGAUCGUUGGCAACUAUGACACCAACACACCGGCUGGCUGGGACACGGGGCUUAACGGUGCCUUUGCGGCGGCCCUGGACAGAGGAGCUGUUGGCAUCAAGGCUCUAGAACCACACGGCCAACGACAGGCCAUGCUUGUGAAUGCUGAUCCCAACACAAAUCUCAUGGAGAGUCGGACAACAAUACCGACCUUGCAGCACAAGAUCCCCCAGGGCCAAGGGGUGUGGUACGUUUCUGCAGUCUAUGCCAAACCAGCUGGCGCUGGCGUCCCCAAAGAGAGCUAUCUAGAUGGGUGGAAGAGUCCUCCCGCAAUCCCCAACUGGCUAGUCUUGGAGAUGGCAGCAGAGGGCGGGAUGUAA
Trichoderma aggressivum f. europaeum is the source of this 2019-nucleotide messenger RNA. Its product is annotated as CAZyme family GH154. Bases 1 to 2019 code for a protein of 672 amino acids. Lineage: Eukaryota; Fungi; Ascomycota; Sordariomycetes; Hypocreales; Hypocreaceae. The record is from RefSeq and is a predicted model, not a curated record. The transcript is spliced from 7 exons.